AUGAUGCCAGAUGUGCUGACUGCGCGACAAACUUUCCUCGAGACUGGAGAGCUUCCAGCAAGCGCUCGGCUUGCACUAUGGCAACGUGCUGUCCAGCCCGGAACCGAAGAUUCGGCUUCGAUGUAUGCGGUCCAGACAACCUCACGCUCGCUACCAAGCCAAGCCUUGCUUCGUAAGGAGGUGGAAGCCCUGUGUUCACGUAUUUUUUCGAGUGCAGCGCACGCGCGUAUUCUUCGUGAAGUCGGUGACAAUAUGCGUGGCACGCACUUGCUUUUUAUCGACAGUGCUGAAACACUCGUCACUUAUCUGUGCAGCCAACUCAACAUUGACUACUACUCGGGAAUCGUACUUACCUUCGCGCCGUUGCUGCUUGCGAGUGGCAGUGAACCUCUUCACCCGGAAACAGUGGAGACACUCGCAGCUACAUGUCGUCGAUUUCUUCCACACGUUAGCCAGAAGGUCCCCCUUCGCUCAUCAACGACAGGCCGACGUCCGCUACUCAAGCGUAUGUUGCUCUACCACGCCCCACGACUUGCUUCCCAUUUGAACCAGCACUUCCCGACGUGGAAUCAAGCGCCUCCUGAGGAAUGUGAUGGAACGAAAGACAGUGGUGCUAUACCAGACUCGUGGCUUGGCUCUUUCUUCGAAGGUGAGGGAGUGGUAAGUGAUGCUGCCAACUUCGACUUCUUGCUUAAGGUUUGGGACUGCAGUUUAGUGCUGGAAGCUUUUUCUUCACAGGCGAAUGCUCCACUUACGACGGGAUGUUUCAUCACACUUUAUGCCAUUGUGACGGCUGAGAAAGCGUUGAUGCGCAUGCAAGGAGAGCAACUACGCCACUGCAUGGCAACGACCCUCUUGGAUACGCUACUCCGUGGUGAAGCGACCAAAGAGAACGUCUUCGUUCGAGGGAUUCGUCACUUGAUAAAUUCCACGCCACCAUGCAUUUGCGCUAAGCUUCGCAGUGCCGGCACACCACCACCAGCAGUGAUCGAGGAUGACGUAAAGCCUACUGAGGCUCAAACGUCAGGAACUACCAGCAACAAUUUCGGGAUGAACAACUUGCUGUCAGCAUCGACACAAGGUCUGAAGGAUGUGUCGAACAUGAUGAUUGACAUGCCGGUGAAGUUGAUGAUCGACAUGCCCGUCAAGUUGCUCACGAUGGUUCCGCUGAAUCCCAUGGCAGCUUUGUCGUCGCCGACAUCGACUUCGCUGACGGAUUCUCCAGAAGCCCAGCAGCUCUUCUAUCUGCACGUGCAGGCCAUGGACGUAGCUUCUGUCUCUGUGACCCUGGAGGUUAGUGAAGUUAUCCCAUCUGUGUUCGGAGGUAUUCAGGGUCACGAAACUGGAUCACUUCGCUAUUUUAUCGUGGACUGCCGUGGAAAGGAAGAUAUGCGACGUGGUCAAGUUCCCACUGCUUUCCAUUUUGAUCCCAAUGCGGUCUCCGACCCUGCUGUGCUUGAUCAAGUGCUCGCAACAAUCGGUCCGUUAAAAGGCGCUGGAGUCCACAUUUGUGUUAUGGGGCAAGGAUAUGCGCACAUUGCAGAGGAGCUACGUCAGUUCCAGCAAAAACAAGGUGUGGCAUCAGCUUCCCCGUUUUGCUUAAGCGAAGAAUUUCUCGAGACGUACGCGAACGACCAAACGCGCGUGCAAUCCACGAUUGAGUUCUUGCUGAAGCACGAGUUCCCACGCGUGAGUGUCCUGGAUGGAGGGUACUCUGCUGCUCACGGCCAUCUCUUCCGCUCUCACAGCUUGACUGUAGACGACCUGGCAGACCACGACACACCAAACUGCCAGCUUUGUCAACAUGACCGUAGCAUGGAGGCUGCCAAUCCUCCUGCCACUGCCGGCGCUAUAACUGCGAGAAUUGCUGAAGAAAAGGAGUGUGUGCAUGACUCUGGCUCGGGGUUUGCUGCGAGUUUACGGACUGGAAGCUCAAGAACAAGUGAAGCGUCCUCAAGUUUUGCUUUGGAUGACGCUGGUUUCACGGAUAUCAACCUCUCUUCUCCUGCCAACACCAAGAGCCCUCCAUGCGGUUCUUACUACUCGAGUUUUACAGGUGCCUUUAAGACUGGCAGCAAGACACUCCUGAGUCCGACGGUGGACGGCACGAAAUGGCUUCUCAAGAAAUCUGCUGCAACCACCGCUGAGUUUGCCAACGCUGCAGCCAGCAUGGGAAACAUGGGCAAUAAGACCCGCACAGGAAGCAUGAAAGACACGGCGGCUACGGCGAAGAGCUCGGGUGAUUCUCCUACAAAGGAGAUGAAGCCAGCAAUGCCGAACCUCAGUAAAUGGCGCACCUCACUGGUCGCAAUCGGUUCGGAGAGUCUGGAUAUGCUCAAGAAAGUCGAGUCUGCGAUGGAACACGCCGUCGAGCAAGCUGCAGUGGCUACUACGACAACCACAGCCAAGGUCCGAGUUCCGUUCCCUGCAACCUUUUCGCCCACCCCGAAGGAAGCAGGAGCUGUGACGUCACCGUCGACAGGUAAGUCGCCCGCAGGUAGCACAAGCUCUUCUGGUACGCCUCCCGCGCCACGAGCUGUCCUUUCAGCUGACCCCGCUCACAGCAAGUUUUUCCACGAGUCUACGGACGAAAUGUUCACGAUCGAUGACGACGACGACGAUGAAGAUCAGGAAGGACACUUCGUUCAAGGUGUAGACGCUGGCGGUAGUCGUACAUCUGCAACUUCGAGUUUCGCGAAGGAUUCUCCUGUCGGCGCUAGUGUUGCAGGACCUAUUCACGAAGUUAUCAAGGGCCACGUUUGUGAACUCAAGAAGGGGAUGACGGUGAGUCGUACACAAAUGUUGUCAUGCGUGAGUAGCCCAUUCUUCGCGUGCUACAAGAAGAAAACACCUAUUGGAAAUGCAGGUGCUGCUUCGCGUUCUAGCAUGAACCCACGUCGCGUGGUUGUGAUGGAGAAUAACCUUGUGGUUCUGAGGUCUGCUACGCGCAACGAGGACGACUCGUUCAUCGUGAAAUCUUGCCACCCGCUGUCGCACAUCACACGGAUGACCUGCCUCAAGAAGAACGCACUUAUGGUAAGCAUCUACUACAAGUGGAAGGCAGACGACGGACAGAUCGUGGAGAAGCGCAACUCGUACGAAGUUCAGCAGCGUGACGACUUCAUCAAGGCUGUCAAAACUACGAUGGAAAAGAUGUAG
Phytophthora infestans T30-4 is the source of this 3159-nucleotide messenger RNA. RefSeq lists its product as uncharacterized. Gene Ontology annotation, cellular component: trans-Golgi network. The transcript is spliced from 2 exons. The coding region runs from base 1 to 3159 and encodes 1052 amino acids. NCBI's taxonomy places the organism in Eukaryota, Oomycota, Peronosporomycetes, Peronosporales, Peronosporaceae. The record is from RefSeq and is a predicted model, not a curated record. Gene Ontology annotation, biological process: retrograde transport, endosome to Golgi.